CUUUAUGCGCUUCUGAUAGGUUUGAUUUCUAUUAUUUUAUACCAUUGUCAUACUCAUAGAGAUGGUCCAAGUAAUCUAUGGUUAGAACUCUGAUUAGUAAAAAAAUAAUAGAUUCAUGUUUCACUUUCACCGAUCUACUAUUUAUAACCUCUAAAUACUAGAGAUACAUUUCUUCAGAAGUUCGACGUACAGAUAGAGGCUACUUCGUAUGUAUAAGGUCAAAAAAUAAUGUCUCCUACACCUGAUUCCAACAUCACCGUUGGUCUUGGCACUGCUAUUGUGAAUCUAAAAAAUCAACUACAAUCCAAAUGGAAUUUGGUAUUCGCAAAAAAUAAUGGGUCUGCAUGGAUUUCCUUCAGACCUCAACUUGGGCUUCAUGUGUAUCCCUGUUAUGCGUGUAGAGAUAUGUUUGUCUCAAAAAUUACCUUUCAAGAUCAUACGAAUAGGAGAGCUAUCCUUAUAAAAUAUGAUUGCAGGGAAUGUAACCAGACUUUCAAUUUUUACAAUAGAUGUUCCUUCCUUUUACACGCUCGAAGUCAUUUUUCUCUAACAGAAGGAAAAAUUGAUUUGGGUAAAAUAGAAAUUUAUAAUCUUCCAUUUGGAAUGAUGGGAUUCUUACCACAUCCAGGGGUAAACAAAUUAUUCGACGUAGAAGAAGAUAGAAUUGGAGAAAAUAGUUACAUAAAUGCCCAAUUUUACAGUCCUGAUGCCUCUGAAAGGGGCAAACAAAUAAUAACCUUAAGACCAAAUGAUUUAUUAUUUUGUGCGGCAGGAGAAAAUUCUAUUAUGGUUCAGUUGACACUCCAGCAAAUUAGCAACAAUAUACCUAUGUGUCAAUUUGUUACGAUAGAUUUUCAGAAAAAAUUGAAACAAACUUUUUUUUCUAUAGAAAACUCCACUAUAGUGAAAGAAGAAGAUCCUGAUCCUACAGAUGGUUUAUUAGCUAGUACACCACCAAUAGUUGAAGACUCCAUUCAAUUGCCUGUGAUAUCAAAAAUAGAAUCUUUGAGUAUGGAUGAUUCAACAUAUCCUAGAUGUCCAGAAUGUAAGCAAACACAGAGGUGUUCAAUGAAGAUGCAUAUUAUAGGAAAAAAUAUACCUCUUGAUGAGAAGCUAAAAUGCAAUUUAUGUAAAUAUGUUGCUUCCACAAAGUGUUCAUUUUCUGCUCAUGAAAGAAUUCACUCAAAUAUUCCUCCUUUCAUUUGUCCUGAAUGUGGUAAAAAAUUUGAAUCAAGGGAAUAUUUGAUGAAACAUCUUGAUGAUAUUUGUUUUCAUUUAGCAAAACAAGUGAGAAUAAGAUGCCCUGGAAAAAAAUGUGGAAAGUUGUUUGCAUCAACAACAACAUUUUCUAUACAUUUUGCUCAACAUAUCCACACAUGGAUGCAAUGCUCUGUUUGCAAAGAAUGCUUUGAAAGUGUAAUUGCAUUUUCAGAACAUGCAAAAAUUCAUUCAAAUCUUUGCUUCUCUGAUAAAGUAUUUAAGUGUAUGGGUUGUAAAAAUGAUGGUAGUAUAAUUUAUCAAGAUAAUGUAAAACAGCAUUUGCAUUACCAUUCUGAAGAUCGAAGCAGAUAUAUGUAUGUUUUUGUAUGCAAAUUCUGUAGAAAUUAUUUCAGAUCUACAGCAACCUAUGCUGCACAUUUAUUGAAAUGCCAAAAAAUGCAAGCAAUGAUAAAACAAGGUUAUUCAUAUUCUGUCGACUUUUGUGUACAAUGCCAUAACCGGAUAACUUUUUAUGAUAAUGAAAAUUUUGUUGCAUGUACAAAAUGUAGAUGUAUAAAUUCCUUCAACCAGACGAGUUUCCCUAACACAAAUAUUGCUUUGAACAUACAGAAUAAUGAUCAAAACAAAGUCAAUAUUUGUUUAUUGUGUAAGGAAGAAUAUUUAAGUAGUCAUGAAGCAGAGCAUCUAUCAACAUGUGUUUAUCGAAAUCCACAAAUUAUUGUAAAUAAGCUUCCACAAACAGUUGCAGGACACUUCUUUUCAAAUUCAGAUAUCUCAACUGAUUCUAGUGUUGAAUUUGAAAAUAAUGAAAAUUUAGGUAAAAAGUCAUCCUCAGAAAGUGAUAUCAAGGAAAUACCAAUGGAACCAAGAGGAGCUGGCCAAUCUCCUAAUUCUAAAACGAAAACUUUGUCACCUAGCACACAGGAAGGCUUGAAAAGAAAAAGGAAGAGAGCACCAUUUGUAUUCCGUACAAAAAAAAUUAUUUUAAGUAGUCCUCCAGAAAAAAUUAUUGAUUUACAAGCUGAAGAAGCAAAACCCUUUGACGGGACUUAUUAUUGCAAAAUGUGCGAUUUCCAAGAAAGUGAACGUGAUAACUUUCAUCUUCAUAUUAUUAGUCAUAGGGAUAUUUCAACGGAUUAUCAAUGUAUGGAGUGUGGUGAAUGCUUUGUUGUUAAACCUACUCUAAUUAAACAUCUCAAACAUUACCACAAAAUCGAAGAUACGAAUUCUUAUCUCGAAAGUAAUGACUGUUAUGACAAAAAUGCUGUGGAAGAACUGAAAGAAAUAAUGAAACUUGCUCCAGGUGAAUCUAGGGAACCUGUUCAGGAAAAUCAAUGCAGAGUAUGUUUACAACAAUUUUCUGAUGACCAGGAACUCAAAACACAUUUCAGGGUACAUGGAAUGGCCUUCUUAAUGAAGAAUACACGUGAAAUAGUUUGAAGUUAAUCCAAAUAUUGAAUUUAAUUAUCAUUUGUUUUUGUUAUGUUUUUCCUGUUUAAUAAUUUAUUGAUUGAAAAAACUUCUGUUCCCAAA
Harmonia axyridis is the source of this 2754-nucleotide messenger RNA. Its product is annotated as zinc finger protein 532-like. The record is from RefSeq and is a predicted model, not a curated record. NCBI's taxonomy places the organism in Eukaryota, Metazoa, Arthropoda, Insecta, Coleoptera, Coccinellidae. The coding region runs from base 229 to 2661 and encodes 810 amino acids. The transcript is spliced from 3 exons.